Messenger RNA from Notothenia coriiceps (black rockcod), 1901 nucleotides. RefSeq names its product sphingomyelin phosphodiesterase 3 (gene smpd3). Gene Ontology annotation, molecular function: sphingomyelin phosphodiesterase activity. The record is from RefSeq and is a predicted model, not a curated record. The transcript has 3 exons. The annotation marks the transcript as partial. Gene Ontology annotation, cellular component: cytoplasm. Gene Ontology annotation, biological process: sphingomyelin metabolic process. Lineage: Eukaryota; Metazoa; Chordata; Actinopteri; Perciformes; Nototheniidae.
CCUGGGGAAAGGGUGAUGUUUAAUGGCCGCCCCCUCACAUUGGAGUCCUCGCAAUCAUAGAUCCAUCAUCAACGGAAACGCUCUCAUCAUGGAAACCACCUACCUCCAGACUGCCCUCCUUGACGCCCCCUGCAGAGGGUGUAAUUACUGAGGGAGGGGCAGUAUUACUGAGACCAUCUUGCCUGUGAAGAAGAGAAAAAAAACACACAAAACAUGUAGUGUACCUCUCUGCAAGUAGGGGGGAGGGUCUGCAUUUUAGUCUGAUUUAUGUUUAAUUUAUUUUCAGUUUAUUUUUAUCUCCGCAACAGAUUUGUGUAAGCUUGUUAAGAGCGUGUAUGUCGGUGUGGACAUAGCGUGUGGAGAAAGUGACAGAGAGAAAUAAAGAGAGAGAAAGGAGGGAAGAGAUGGUCCUCCACACCACCCCUUACUCCAGUGCCUGUCUGCACUUCCUGGAUGGCCUGUCGUGGAGCCUGGUGUUCCCCUGCUACUGGCUCCUGGACCAGCUGCUGGCCUCCUGCGUGGCCACCUCUCUGGAGAAGCGUCAACGCUCCCAGGACCCCUGCUCCUUCCUCACCCUAUGUGUGCUGAUCACCGCACCCCUUUACCUGCUCCUCUUUCUCGCCUCCCUGCCCUUCGCCCUGCUGGGUUUCUUCAUUUGGGCUCCCCUGCAGGCCGUCCGCCAGCCGUACCUGUACACCUACCGCAGACCAGACAAACACCAGGCCGAGCAGGGCCAGGCCGGGCCGGCGGGUGUCGGGGAAUGGAGGCCCCAGGGACGAAGCUUCUGUUUCUGCAGCGCCAACGUUUGCCUGCUGCCCGACUCCUUGGCCAGGUUCAACAAUCUGUCAGACACCCACCGGAGGGCCCGCGAGGUCGGGAAGAGGAUCCGCAACGGAGCCAGUCGCCCUCAGAUCAAAAUCUACAUCGACUCACCGACCAACACUUCCAUCAGUGCGGUCUCCUUCAGCAGCCUUGCCACAGGGUUCCGCCGUACCUCCUCUCUGGACCAGCGUCCGGACCAAACAUACACCACCAACGGUCCGGCCGACACAGAAACAGAACCCCCCACCGAGUGCCCAAUCCACCCCUCAGGUGCCCCAGACUGCCCCGUCCACCCCUCUACAGGAGACCAGGGUUCCUCUGACUGCCCCCUGCACCCAGAGGGAGAGGACACGGCGGCGGACUGCCCGCUCCACUCCGCAGAGACCAACGGCAGCUCAGACUGUCCUGUCCACGCCCCGGGGGAGGGUCCGGACUGCCCCCUGCAUACUACAGGGCCUCAGAGUGGCCAUCAUGACUGUCCCAUGCAUGGGGAAGGGACCCCGACCAAACCUUCCUCAGAUUGUCCUGUUCACACCUCAGGGGUUCAGAUCAGCAUCAGCGCCCCAGAGCCAGACCCUCAGGAGGAGGAGGCUGAGACAGGGAACCACUGGGGUGGGGAGCCGGCGGGGGGAGACACGGGCAGCAUGACUGCCUCCAGGGAGUCCCUCACCCGUUACCAUGGCGGUGACGGUGUAGGGAUAUCUUCCAACAACACUCUCUCUCACGUCCCUCGCACGUCAGUCUCUAAGCGCCCUGGGAGAAAACGUCGCCACGGAGACGAGACGUUCGACCACGAGAUCUCCGCCUUCUUCCCAGCCAACUUGGAUUUUCUGGCUCUACAGGAAGUGUUCGACCACGGAUCAACCACUAAACUGCGGCAGCAGUUGCAUCGCUACUUCCCCUACGUGCUGAGCGAUGUGGGCCGCUACGGCUGGAAAGGAUGCUGCUCCAGGUUCAAGUUCCUGAACAGUGGGCUGAUGCUGGCCAGCCGGUACCCCAUCCUGGACGCUCACUUCGAGUGCUACCCCAACGGGAGGGCGGAGGACGCUCUAGCAGCCAAGGGCGCGCUGUUUGUCAAG